This is a messenger RNA of Coccomyxa subellipsoidea C-169, 1434 nucleotides long. RefSeq lists its product as hypothetical. Gene Ontology annotation, biological process: protein quality control for misfolded or incompletely synthesized proteins. The record is from RefSeq and is a predicted model, not a curated record. The coding region runs from base 212 to 916 and encodes 234 amino acids. Gene Ontology annotation, cellular component: endopeptidase Clp complex. The transcript has 7 exons. NCBI's taxonomy places the organism in Eukaryota, Viridiplantae, Chlorophyta, Trebouxiophyceae, Coccomyxaceae. Gene Ontology annotation, molecular function: serine-type endopeptidase activity; ATP-dependent peptidase activity; ATPase binding.
CUCUUUGGGGCUCAUAAGUUCUCCCUGCUCAUGCAGCUGCGGACCUGCACAGAGGUCACGUUCUGCACAGCAGGCUUCGUGCAAUGUCGUAGCCGCCUGGAAAAGCGCUCAGAGCCCCAGAUUAGCGGGAUUUGCACACGGACAAUCUGCUAAAUUGAGAAACUCAUUGAAACGCCAAUCUGGGCUCGAAAUCAGGGCGCAGCAGCCGAUUAUGACUCCUAGGACACAAGACAUGGCUGGAGACCCAUUUGGAUUGCUAAUGAGACAGCGGAUCGUCUUUCUGGGUGGAGAGGUGAACGACUUUGCAGCAGAUGCCAUCAUCAGUCAGCUCUUGCUGCUGGACUCACAGGACGCCACCAAGGACAUCAAACUGUUCAUCAACUCUCCUGGAGGUUCUGUGACAGCAGGCAUGGGCAUCUAUGACGCCAUGCAGCUGUGCCGCGCGGAUAUUCAGACGUACUGCUUUGGGCUGGCCGCGUCCAUGGGGGCGUUCCUGUUGGGGGCCGGGGCCAAGGGCAAGCGCUACUCGAUGCCCAACGCGCGCAUCAUGAUCCACCAGCCGCUGGGAGGGGCCAGCGGUCAGGCAGUGGACAUCGAGAUCCAGGCCAAGGAGAUCAUGUACCACAAGGCCAAUCUCAAUCGCAUCAUGUCCGAGUGCACCGGGCAGCCCAUUGAUAAGAUUGAUGAGGACACAGACAGGGAUCGGUACAUGUCGCCGCUUGAAGCCAAGGAGUACGGCCUCAUCGACCAUGUCAUUGGCGGAGACGAUGCAGGCUUCAAGGUGGCUGGAAGCCCGAGGGACUUCCCCAAGACCAAGGAGCAGUACGUCAACUGGGGUGACAUGGACGAGGAUGGCGAGAGGGGCGCUCGCUUCAGGGGAGAGCCUCUGGAACCAUACACCAAGCCUCUGGCCUGAGCGCCAGCCUUGGGCCUUGCGUCGUUUUGCCUCUCCCUACCGGUAAGGUGAUACGAUGAAAGGUUGCAGGCUUUGUGAGUCUGCAUAGCCAGCCGCAAGGGAAGACACCUUAAGGAAGCUGCAGGGUGGAUGAAUCACUUAGAGGGGUCUGCCAGGCCUUCCGUUGGCGUUCUGCAGCCUCUCUGGCAUUGACGAACUGGUACAGAGGUCAAUGCAUGGUUAUGUGGACAGUAUCAGAGCUAUUACUUGUCCAGGUUCACGCAUGCUUUGGGCCUUGGUUGCAAGGUGUCAAGCAGGCAGGCAGGCGAAAUUUGGACUGAACCAGCUAUUGUGUCCCAUAUGUAUAUUAUUACUUUGACUCUUCUGAUCUCAUCUCUACUUACACUCUCUAAUAGUAAAGAGCUGUGUGAAGACAAACUGUCUGCAAUGCAAUGACUGCAACACAGUGCAACAUGCGUUCAAGUCUGGCAUUGGUGAGGCUGAUUGACCAACCAACUGUAAACGUCACAGAUUGACUU